AAAAUAUCAAGUGAAGAUGAUAUUUGAAAUUUUUGUUUUCAUUAUACCAUUCUAUUUAAAUCAGAGACGAGAAAGAAAUGCCCCUAAAAACAUUAUUUGUCUUUUAUGGGCUUUAAUCAAUUUUGUUGUGUUUAUCUCAGUAACGGCCAUUGCAAGAACUUGGAUUUUCUCAAACACAGGAAAGCUCACCACAAAUAUAGGGAUAUGGAGAACAAGCAUAACAAAUGAGGAGACAGGUGAAAUUUGCUACAGAGAUAAUGUCCAUAUAUCUAAAAACGAAUAUCAUUGGGCAACAGCAGGAUUCCAUGUGACUUCAAUUGUUAUCCUAUUUGUGAUAGUCAUGUUGGCAUUCAUAAAUCUGAUAAAGGACAGCAAACUCAUCUUGGAAAUUAUUUUUUACCUUUGUAUUUUGCACAUUACACUGAGCGCUCUUUCAACGGCAAUAUUUUUCACUGGAAUAAAGGAAGACACUCAAACAAAGGAUUAUCAUGUUGGCGCAUCAUUUAUUAAGCGGUGCAUGUGA
Molecule: messenger RNA, 523 nt
Organism: Saccostrea cuccullata (small rock oyster)
Lineage: Eukaryota; Metazoa; Mollusca; Bivalvia; Ostreida; Ostreidae
Exons: 4
Coding region: 17-523 (168 amino acids)
Cellular component (GO): membrane
Source: RefSeq, a predicted model, not a curated record